Molecule: messenger RNA, 2187 nt
Organism: Salvelinus fontinalis (brook trout)
Lineage: Eukaryota; Metazoa; Chordata; Actinopteri; Salmoniformes; Salmonidae
Product: trafficking regulator of GLUT4 1-like
Exons: 5
Coding region: 413-1018 (201 amino acids)
Cellular component (GO): membrane
Source: RefSeq, a predicted model, not a curated record
CCCCCUCCCUCUCCUCAAUCUUGCAGCGCGGUUGAACAAAAGAGAGAGAGAGCGAGAGAUGAGGUAGCAACAUAGCAAGCACAAGAGCGCAAUUUGACAUCCCCCGGCGUGGUUUGUAGCCUAAUUUGACCGUUACCGUUUACCAUAGCCUGUAUCAAAAGAAAAAGACAAUUCGACGAAUUCUGGGUGGAGAUUUUAAUCGUAGCCUACUGAACUUGUGUCAUAUUUUCAAUUUUUUACUACACGUUGCAUUUACAGUAAUAUUUGGAAUUGUGAUCAAGAAAAGCAAAAUGUUAAGGAUAAUGUUUCAUGUCACUCAAUAAGAUCAGUUGAAGAAGAUCAAAAGUCCAAUCAAGACCAAUCAUCAAAAAGGCCCAAACUACCAGUGAAACAACAUUGUCCGCAUUCCACCAUGGCUUCCAACACCAGUGCUGCCCCCAGUGGAGCGGAGGGAGAACAGCAGCCGGAGCAGACCAUCACCUCCCAGCCAACCAGCGCUGAGCACCAAGAGACAGCCCCUGACUCCAGCCAGUCGGAAUCCAAAGACCACUUGGCAGUAAUCAGCGAGAAGAUGGAGACCAGUAAUGGAAUGUGUGCUGCCAACUCCUCGCCCACAUCUUCCAUCUCGUCCCCAAAGCGACUGCAACACGCCAAACCAACCAACGGCCGGGCACGGAAAGGAAGCCGCUCUGGGUCCCUGCUGGGUCAUGGGGCAGGGUCUCCCAGGCCUUCCAUCAGCCGUCAGCCCAGCACCGUGACAGAGGAGGACGACGGCAAGCCCCCUAGAGACUACCUAAUAUUGGCCAUCCUGUCCUGCUUCUGCCCCUUGUGGCCGAUCAACAUCGUGGCUCUCGUCUUCUCUGUUAUGUCGAGGAACAGCCUGCAGCUGGGGAACGUAGACGGGGCGCGGCGUCUGGGCCGGAACGCAAUGGUGCUGUCCAUCGUUUCGCUAGUUGGCGGGGUCAUCAUCAUCAUCGCAGCCAUCGUCUUAAACUGGGGAAGUAUAAUCAAAUCCUGAGGGUCACCAUGGAAACCAGGAGCAAGAUCGCAAGACAGCACACCAACAACCAUCCCAACCAGACUUUUCCCCUUUCCUACGAUCAAAACACUAUUCUACAAAAGCGCCUGCAACCUACAGCAUACCCAUUUGACCCCUUUUUUUGCUGCACGAUCAUGUAUGGCCUGUAAUAUGUUCUCUGAAACAGCUAAGACAAGUCUGUCACCUCUACCUCCUACACCUCGGACCCCAACGCUGCCACCAGUGGUGUAGUGCAGGGUAAACGUACGUAAACGUCGUUUACACACAUUUUGCUCCAGUGUUUAUUCACCUUUUGCAGACAAAUGCAUUGAAAGUAUAGAGGGCGUUACUUUAUUGACCGUCAACAGUGAUCAGGAGUUACCCACCUAUUUUUUGACCACUCGUCACUGGCUGCCACCAUCACUCAGAAGGUCGAAAGCGUCAUGUAGAACAACACUGAGGUAGGAUAGACUGUGACAAACAGACUGGUUCCUCUGAAUGAGAGACAUGCGUCUAACGAGUCUAACUCUGGUCAACGAUGCCAUGAUCUUCUGCAAUGGUUGCUUGAGUCUCAAAAUGUAUUUAAAGUAUCUGCAUGAUUUUCCGGGACCAGGCUGCUCCUCCCAGGCUGCUCCUCCCAGGCUGUUCCAAUGUGACAAAACACAAAGUGUCUCUAUUGUCGCCGGAAAGGACAUCUGGUUUUCGCUCUAAUGUUAUUAUUUCCUUCCACUGAAUCAUUCAUCUCCAGUCAGUCCACACCUCUGUAACACAACCAAGGGAUCCUUUUAACUGUGACGCCAAAACCAGCCCACCCUAUAGGAUAAUGUUAAAGAUGGCAAAGGAAGAGUUAGGGAGGGAGGUGACAGGGAUUGGAAUUGAUCUUUGAUAAAUGUGAGGAUGUUGAUGGGGGGGGGGGGGCUUUUUCAGUUCUGAAUUUGUUCCAGAUUGUUAUUUUCUGUGAAGGUAAGAAGGAGUUAGAGACAGAUGGGACCAUCUGUACUUUAAUUUAGGGACACCCCUGGGGUCUCCAUCUCUUUGCUUCAUCGUCUUUGUUUAAAAAUAACUGGAAUCUGGGGAGAAUGAGCCACUCUGGGUUUGGGAUUGAGGCUGGGCUGGUAACUCAUAUGCUCUCUCAAACACACUAUCUUACAACCCCCCCCCCCCCCCCC